Molecule: messenger RNA, 1544 nt
Organism: Medioppia subpectinata
Lineage: Eukaryota; Metazoa; Arthropoda; Arachnida; Sarcoptiformes; Oppiidae
Source: the annotation of a GenBank genome assembly
UACCAAUUAAUUGUAAAACUAAUAAAUUUGUCCAAAAAAUUGCUUCUCAUUUAGUUUUGUGCCAAAAAUUAUUAAGUUUUGAGUCAAAGAGUGGAAGAAGUGAUGAAUCAAUUGGUCUGAUGGCAGACAAAGACAUUUACGACGAAAAAUAUUUUCCUCCGUGUCUUAAAAGACCCGGUCUUUCGGUCUAUAAAUUCAAGCAAUACUUCAAUGAAAGCGAUUACAAAAGGAAACCACAGAUCGAGAGUUCGCUUACAAACGGCGUAUGGAUUACAAGAUGUCAUUUGAUUGAACCCAAAGAAGUGGUCUUCACGUCAUCCAAGACCAGGAAGAAGGAGUCGGAAGCGAUUGUUAUGGGAAAGGCUUUACUUUGGCUCAGAGACAAUGACUUUGUGGACAAUACUUUCUCUGCGGUUAGGAUGACAUCGAAGCAAAUCCGAGACUUUUACGACUCAAGCAAUGGUCCGAUUAGUAUAAAACCAAUCGAUGACAGCCUUAGCGAUGAAAUGAACAAAUUUUGCGAUUCAUUUGAUAAAACAUUGAAAGACAAAAUUGUCAACAUUUGUCGCACUUCUCAAGAUUUCAAAGACAUUGAAUCAAACGAAACCGAUUUGAAAGAGGGCUCCAAUCCAUCCGCUGUUGCAGUCAUUCGCAAUAUUUUUGAUAACAGAAUAUAUGAAGAAAUGAGUGAAAAUCUAGCAAACGAUAGGGAAUUACAAUUGAAGUCAUUUUUAGAGAAAAGAAAAAUACGAGAAGAAAGCGAUGAUAGCUAUGGAAGACUUCGCCGCAAAUUAGUAGAGCUUCCGAUGAAUCACUACAGGAAACAGAUCUUACAAACCAUUGAAGAGAACAGAAUUGUUGUCAUCACUGGUGACACCGGGUGUGGAAAAACCACUCAAAUCCCGCAAAUGAUUUUUGAAAACCAAAUUAAGCGCCAAAUGGGAGCCCAAACUAAUAUAGUGGUCACUCAACCGCGCCGUCUGUCAGCCAUUUCUAUAUCACAACGAAUUGCUAUGGAAUUCGGAGAAGAAGUGAUCGGAAACUCAAUCGGAUAUAACAUUAGAUUUGAUAAACAUAUUCCCAAACACACGAAUGGAGCCAUUCUUCUCUGUUCGGCGGGAAUUCUACUGCGAAAACUUGGAUCUAAUGCCGGUCUGAAAGGUGUCAGUCAUGUGAUCAUUGAUGAGGUUCACGAAAGAGACGUUAUAACAGACUUUCUAUUAGUUCUAAUGAAGAGAUCACUCGAAUUGAAUCCAAAUCUUCGCGUUAUUUUAAUGAGCGCUUCAAUGAACGCACAAUUGUUUGCCAAUUACUUUAACUGUCACCUCAUAGAAGUUCCCGGACGUUGUUAUCAAGUGAAGCAUUUAUAUUUGAAUGACUUCUGCUCUCAUUUAGGAAAUCAGUGUUUAGUUAACAAGUUUUCCGAAAGAAAUCCAAAAGUUGACGCAAAACUGAUCGCACUUUUGGUUAAUUAUAUAAACCGACGCAAACCGGACGGCGCUAUACUGUGUUUCCUUCCCGGUUGGGCUGAAAUACAAGAAGUU